Molecule: messenger RNA, 2999 nt
Organism: Annulohypoxylon maeteangense
Lineage: Eukaryota; Fungi; Ascomycota; Sordariomycetes; Xylariales; Hypoxylaceae
Product: FAD/NAD(P)-binding domain-containing protein
Exons: 4
Coding region: 626-2554 (642 amino acids)
Molecular function (GO): NADP binding; flavin adenine dinucleotide binding; N,N-dimethylaniline monooxygenase activity
Source: RefSeq, a predicted model, not a curated record
CAUACCUUUCCAUACCUUGAUCCAUACUUCGAUCCAUACCUCGAUCCAUACCUCGAUCCAUUCGAAAUCCGUAGCCUGCUUCUGUACACUACCUACCUAGCUAUGUACGAUAUGUACGCUAUUACCCUACUAACAGUACCUACAUACCUAAGUAAUAUGUACGCAUCCUUCGCGGUCCCCUACAUAGUACGCUACAUGCUGCGCAUAGCAUGUUGCCCCCAACGUCGCCAGAGGACCGGCCCCGUGCCCCCCUUGCCUCGCACCGUACGACUACACGACGACUAAGAUUAAGGCGGGCCGUCGGGAUGGGGAUGAUACAAGCGAGGCCGUUUCCUGCUCACUAUGGCGAGAGGUCUCGGCCUAGGGGGGGCGAGGGAAGGGGGAGGGAAGGGGGUUCGGUCUAGUCGUUUAAUAUGUCUCUGAUAAGCCUCUUCUAAUGUGCUUCCAAUGUGCUUCUAAUGUGCCUACCAUUCUCUGGGCGUUUCGUACUUCCAACUUUAUCCUGCGCGUGUCUUUUAUCCCGCUUUCCCGGUUCUUUUCUAGACCAAGAGCGAAGCAAUAUCUAGUUGCAUAGCGGCAGGGACGUCGGACAAACACCCAGCGAGUCUUAGCAACACAUAUCGUCAUGGCUAAUACAACACCAACACGAACCGAGAAGAACGAAUUUAUCAACAUGAACGAGAACGAAAAUAUCACGAUGGAAAAGCUAGACUGCGCCGUCGUAGGAGCUGGCUGGUAUGGAUUGGCCGCCGCGAAGCAGUUUCACUGCACUCAACCAGAAUGUUCCUUAGCCGUGUUCGACUCCCAGUCCAGCUUAGGCGGCACGUGGGCCGACCAUCGUCUAUAUCCUGGCCUGAAGAGCAAUAACCUUCUAGGAACGUUCGAAUAUCCCGACUUCCCUAUGGACACGGCGACAUUCGGCGUCAAACCCGGCGAACACAUGCCCGGUAAGGUUAUCAACAGCUACCUCAAGGCAUACGCGACGAGGUUUGGAAUCGCCGACUUAGUCCGCCUCAGCACCAAAGUGGUCGUCGCGGAACACCAAGAUACCGUAGAGGGUGGUUGGAUCUUGACGAUCGCAUCCCCGAACCAGAAGGAGACUAAGGUGUUCGCGCGCCGUGUCGUGUUCGCCACAGGUCUGACAUCAGAGCCGUUCUUACCCCAUUUCGAAGGGCAAGAAGAAUACGGCGGCAGAAUAUUUCACGGAAAGCAUUUCCAAGAGAACGCCGAUACGCUAAAGACGGCAAAGAGAGUGACGGUCUUUGGAGGCACCAAGUUCGCGUGGGAUGCCGUCUACGCAUAUGCGACUGCGGGCGUCCAAGUCGACUGGGUUAUUCGAUCCACCGGUCACGGCCCGUGCUGGAUUGCGCCAUCAUACGUAACGCCGCUAAAGAAGUGGAUUGAGAAGCUGGCUAAUAUCCGAUUCUUGACUUGGUUUAGCCCUUGUGUUUGGGGCGACGUUGACGGUUAUGGAGGUAUCCGCGGUUUUUACCACGGCACAGCAGUCGGAAGGACGAUCGUCAACUCUUUUUGGAAAGUUCUUGGCGGAGAUGUUAUCAAUCUCAUGGCCUUCGACUCUCAUCCCAAAACGGCUAAGCUGAAGCCCUGGACCGACGCCAUGUUUACGGGGUCUAGUUUCAGCAUUCUGAACUACGAGACCAAUUUCAUGGAUAUCGUCAAGAGUGAUCUUGUUAAUGUCUAUGUUAGCGAGAUCGACCAUCUAAGCCCAGGCAAGGUCCACCUUUCCGACGGUACCGAAUUUGAGUCCGAGGCCCUGCUCGCCCACACUGGCUGGAAGCACGUCCCGACCAUUAAAUUCUUGCCCGAAGGAAUCGAGGCCGAAUUGGGCAUCCCCCACACCCCGAGCACAGAUGCACCGACGACUGAUCUCGCAAAUGACCAAGCAUUAAUCGAACGUGCCGAUAAAGAAAUUCUUGAGAAAUUCCCUCGUUUGAAGGAUCAGCCAGUAUGGAACAAGAAUUAUAUUCCCAUGACACAGCAGAAGGGUAUUACGAGCACAGAUGAAGUGACUCCAUAUAAGCCACUCACCCCGUACAUGCUUCACCACUUCCUCGUCCCACCGUCUGAACGCUUCCUUCGCGCCCGUGAUACUGCAUUCAUCGGUCUCGUGUCUAACUUCAGUAACAUGAUCACCGCGCAUCUCCAAGGUCUCUGGAUCAGCGCAUACUUCUCUGGUAAGCUGGAAAUAGAUCCAUCAGCAUCUUUGGGUGACGAGAAGGCGAUGGCACAAUUGCGUUACGAGACCGUGUUAUAUAACCGCUUCGGAAAGUGGCGUUACCCGACCGAUUGGGGUUCCAAGAACCCUAACUUCAUCUUCGAUGCCGUGCCAUAUCUUGACCUUUUGCAGCGCGACUUGGGUCUGAACAUCUACCGCAAGAAGGGAUUCUUUGGUGAGCUGUACGACUCUUACGGACCCGAAGAUUACCGCAACGUGAACAACGAGUGGGCGAGCAAGUACGGAGACAUGAAGAAGCUAGAGUCUUUGGAUGACAGCUUAAAAACCCUACCGUCGGAAGAACCGAAACUGAACUAGAAUUCUAGAAUUUUUCCUACCUAGAUCUUUGUUUUGUACGGGCGCGCAUGCGCGAAUGGGUUCUACAAAAGGCUUGUACAUCUAUUUUUGGGACGGCGAGGCUGGGAGUUCAUUUCGCGACGAUUGUGCUAAAACUGCCACUUUUUUUGCUUUUCUAUGUUCGGUUGCACGGUUGAGCUGGAGCGUCAGCGUGGUCUCUUUUCUCUGUUUAAAAAGUUCUACAUGUACCGUCAUUUCUACGACCUGCCUUUUUCUUGAGUAGAAGCCAGAAGAGAUACCCAUAAUCUGUCUAAUCUGUCCUAGACAUAAUGAGGCACGGACCCGGGCAUGCAUCCAUGGAUAGCAUAAUACCUGGGUACUAUCUCCUCGGUGCCAAAUGCAGUAUAUACUACAUACAUGUACAUAGUGGUAUUCGGCAUAAUCUCAUACAUAACACAUACAUGAG